AUAGGGAUGGGGACUAUGGGGCUGGGGGCUAUAAGGACAAAGGACUGUGGGGCGGGGGGCUACAGGGACAAAGGACUGUGGGGCGGGGGGCCCUGGGGACCGGGAGCCGUGGGGCGGGGGUCUCUGGGGCGGGGAGCAGGGGGCAGGGGGCAGGGGGUAGGAGGAGCCGGGGGGCCGUGCAGGCGGGUCCGGUCCCCGCGGCCCCGCCGCCGGUGUCCCCCCGCCUCACCCGCGGCGCGGCCCCGCCCGGGCGCUGCGCACUGCGCUCCUCCGGCCGGCAGGGGGCGGCAGCGCGGCGGGGCGGGGCUGGCGGGGGCGGGUCGCGGAGGGGCGGGGCUGGCGGCGGCGCGCGGCGGGCGGGCAGGCGGCGAUGGCGUACGACGAGCGGCUGGCCCGCUUUCGCCAGGCCCACCUCAACCCCUUCAACAAGGCCCCCGAGCAGCAGGAGCGGCCCGACGGGGGGGCCCCCGCCCCAGGUGGGUGCUGACCCCCCCCACCCUCUACCUGCCCCACGGCGGGGGCGGGCGGCGGUCCCAGCCCCCCCGCCCUCGGCCCGUUGCAGCCCGGCAGCCGGAGCCGUGCCCCGGGGACCCCGAGGGUGCCCUGGACCUGGGCCUGGCCGAGGACCACUUCUCCCGGCCCGUGGGCCUGAUCCUGGCGCCGGACGUACAGCAGCUGCGGCAGGCCAUCGAGGAGUGCAAGCGGGCCAUCCUGGCGCUGCCCGAGCACUCUGAGCGCCAGAAGGACGCUGUGGUGCGGCUCAUCCACCUCCGCCUCAAGCUGCAGGAGCUGAAGGACCCCAGCGAGGAUGAGCCCAACAUCCGGGUGGUCCUGGAGCAUCGCUUCUACAAGGAGAAGAGCAAGAGUGUGAAGCAGAUGUGUGACAAGUGCAGCACCAUCAUCUGGGGCCUCAUCCAGACCUGGUACACCUGCACAGGCUGCUACUACCGGUGCCACAGCAAGUGCCUGCCGCUGGUGAGCAAGCCCUGUGUGCGGGCCAAGGUCAGCCAUCAGGCUGAGUACCAGCUCAGCAUCUGCCCCGAGAGCGGGCUGGACAGCCAGGACUACCGCUGUGCCGAGUGCCGUGCCCCCGUCUCCCUCCGGGGGGUGCCCAGCGAGGCCCGGCAGUGCGACUACACCGGCCUCUACUACUGCAGCAGCUGCCACUGGAACGAUCUGGCCGUCGUGCCCGCCCGUGCCAUCCACAACUGGGACUUCGAGCCACGCAAGGUGUCACGCUGCAGCAUGCGGUACCUGGCGCUGAUGGUGUCACGGCCGGUGCUGAAGCUACGGGAGAUCAACCCGCUGCUCUUCAACUACGUGGAGGAGCUGGUAGAGAUCCGGAAGCUGCGCCAGGACAUCCUGCUCAUGAAGCCCUACUUCAUCACCUGCAAGGAGGCGAUGGAGGCGCGGCUGCUGCUGCAGCUGCAGGACCGGCAGCACUUUGUGGAGAACGAUGAGAUGUACUCGCUGCAGGACCUGAUCGACAUCGAGGCCGGGCGCCUGAGCUGCUCCCUGACAGAGAUCCACACGCUCUUUGCCAAGCACAUCAAGCUGGACUGCGAGCGCUGCCAGGCAAAGGGCUUUGUCUGCGAGCUCUGCAAGGAGGGCGACGUGCUCUUCCCCUUCGACAGCCACACCUCCGUCUGCACCGACUGCUCCGCCGUCUUCCAUCGGGACUGCUACUACGACAACUCCACCACCUGCCCCAAGUGUGCCCGGCUGAGCCUGCGCAAGCGGUCCCUCUUCCAGGACCCUGGCACAGAGGCAGAGCCCUGAGGGGGGGCCUCUGGCCCCACAGCUGCCCCACGGCUGUGUGGGGCUGGGGUGGCUCAGCGAGGCAGCUGGGACCACCUGCCCGUGGGGUCAGCAGCGCUGCGUGGGCCUGGACCCUGCGGUGGGGGGAGCCGCUGC
Molecule: messenger RNA, 1914 nt
Organism: Falco peregrinus (peregrine falcon)
Lineage: Eukaryota; Metazoa; Chordata; Aves; Falconiformes; Falconidae
Gene: DEF8
Product: differentially expressed in FDCP 8 homolog
Exons: 11
Coding region: 7-1779 (590 amino acids)
Source: RefSeq, a predicted model, not a curated record